CAAAUCUAUUUCUGCAUCCUCGCAAUUCCUGCAAUCCGACUCACACAAUGGCUUCAGCAGGAGAUUCGCAACUCUUCGAAGAGGCCUUCACAAUCACCACCUUCGACCAAUCCAAAUACGACCGGGUCGCGCGUAUUGGAGGCACUUCAGCGGAUUCGCAAACAGUAAUGACCCUCGAUAUCAACACCGAGCUCUACCCCUGCUCCGUCGGCGAAACCCUACACUGUGUGCUUGCGAGUUCCCUCAAUCUGGACGGUACGAAGGAUGACGGCAGAGGCUGGAGAGAUGUUGCGCGCAGUGGACCGGGUGGAGAAACUUCAUUGGCGGAUAUGUUCGAGUAUGUGUGUCACGGCAAGAUCUACAAGUUCGAGGAUGGGGAGGACGGUCAAACUAUCAAGGCAUAUAUCUCGUUUGGCGGUCUUCUGAUGGCUCUUGAGGGUCCUUACAAGAAGCUCACUCCUCUACACGUCGAUUACGUCUAUCUCCUUUGCAAGAAAUGAACGAUCUCUAUUUGCGGCAUGGAUUUGGGUGGUUCAUAUGAUGGCGUUGGGGGAAUACCCGAAAAUGGGCGUUGUUUUUAGCAUGGUUUUAGCAUGAGAUUAUGAACGUGCCCGACUUUUAGGACAUUCAAUGCAUGGAUUUCAAACCAAUUAUUUUGCCCCUAAUGUGAC
This is a messenger RNA of Mollisia scopiformis, 671 nucleotides long. Its product is annotated as DNA-directed RNA polymerases and 3 polypeptide. Gene Ontology annotation, cellular component: RNA polymerase II, core complex; RNA polymerase III complex; RNA polymerase I complex. The record is from RefSeq and is a predicted model, not a curated record. NCBI's taxonomy places the organism in Eukaryota, Fungi, Ascomycota, Leotiomycetes, Helotiales, Mollisiaceae. The coding region runs from base 48 to 500 and encodes 150 amino acids. Gene Ontology annotation, molecular function: DNA-directed RNA polymerase activity. Gene Ontology annotation, biological process: DNA-templated transcription. The transcript has 2 exons.